AUGAACACCGCCGACGCCAAGGAGUACCUGGCCCGCAGGGAGAUCCCGCUCCUUUUCGAGAGCCUUUUGAAUGGAUUGAUGUGUUCUAAGCCUGAAGACCCAGUAGAGUACUUGGAAAGUUGUUUACAGAAAGUAAAGGAACUAGGCGGCUGUGAGAAGGUGAAAUGGGAUACGUUUGUCAGCCAGGAAAAGAAGGCUUUACCUCCCCUCAACGGAGGACAGUCACGGAGAUCCUUCCUAAGAUCUGUAAUGCCUGAAAAUUCAAACUUUCCUUAUCGGCGGUAUGAUCGGCUCCCUCCAAUCCAUCAAUUCUCCAUAGAAAGUGAUACAGAUCUCUCUGAGACUGCAGAGUUAAUUGAAGAAUACGAGGUUUUUGAUCCUACUAGACCUCGGCCAAAAAUCAUUCUUGUCAUAGGUGGUCCAGGAAGUGGGAAGGGUACUCAAAGUUUGAAAAUCGCAGAACGUUAUAGAUUCCAAUACAUUUCAGUGGGAGAAUUGUUAAGAAAGAAGAUCCACAGUGCCAGCAGCAACAGGAAAUGGAGUCUCAUUGCCAAAAUAAUUACAACUGGAGAAUUGGCCCCACAGGAAACCACAAUUACAGAGAUAAAACAGAGAUUGAUGCAAAUUCCUGAUGAAGAGGGCAUUGUUAUUGAUGGAUUCCCAAGAGAUGUUGCCCAGGCUCUGUCUUUUGAGGACCAAAUCUGCACUCCCGACUUGGUGGUAUUCCUGGCUUGCACCAAUCAGAGGCUCAAGGAAAGACUGCUGAAGCGCGCUGAGCAACAGGGGCGGCCUGAUGACAACCUGAAAGCUACGCAACGGAGGCUAAUGAACUUCAAGCAGAACGCCGCCCCGCUGGUGAAAUACUUCCAGGAGAAGGGGCUCAUCGUGACAUUUGAUGCCGACCGAGACGAGGAUGAGGUAUUCUAUGACAUCAGCAUGGCGGUGGACAGCAAGUUAUUUCCGAACAAAGAGGCUGCAGCAAGUUCAGGUGACUUUGAUUCUUCGAUGAUGUUAGACUCUGGAGAGAUCGCUGACACAGGAUCUGAUUAUGAAGACCAGGGCGAUGACCAGUUGAAUGUGUUUGGAGAGCACCCCAUGGGAGGUUUCAUGGAAGAUUUGAGGAAGUGUAAGAUUAUUUUCAUGAUUGGUGGCCCGGGCUCUGGCAAAGGCACGCAGUGUGAAAAGCUGGUGGAAAAAUACGGGUUCACACACCUCGCGACGGGCGCGCUCCUGCGUCACGAGCUGUCGUCGGACUCGGAGAGAAGCAAACUGAUCAGAGACACCAUGGAGCGCGGAGACCUGGUGCCCUCCGGCGUCCUCCUGGAGCUGCUGCAGGAGGCCAUGGCGGCCAGCCUCCGCCACACCACCGGCUUCCUGAUCGACGGCUACCCCCGGGAGGUGAAGCAAGGCGAAGAGUUUGGGCGCAGGAUUGGAGACCCGCACCUGGUGAUCUGCAUGGACUGCUCCGCGGACACCAUGACCAGCCGCCUCCGCCAGAGGAGCCAGAGCAGCCCGGGCGGGAGCAGCACCGCCGCCGUGGCCAAGCGCCUGGAAGCCUACCACCGCGCGGCCAUCCCCGUGAUCGCCUACUACGAGGCGAAGGCACGGCUACAGAAGAUAAAUGCAGAGGGGACACCAGAGGAAGUUUUUCUUCAACUCUGCACAGCGAUUGACUCUAUUUUCUGA
Pipistrellus nathusii (Nathusius's pipistrelle) is the source of this 1686-nucleotide messenger RNA. The record is from the annotation of a GenBank genome assembly. NCBI's taxonomy places the organism in Eukaryota, Metazoa, Chordata, Mammalia, Chiroptera, Vespertilionidae.